CUUCCUUCCGGCUACCCAUUGGGCUCACUGUGGUCCCGGAAGUGGGGGCGCUUCCGUUCCUGUUUUACUGUCUCCUGGGUGAACUGGGCUGGGGCAAGCGGUUCAUUCGAUCUGUCGUUAAGAGCAGUCAAGUCUGAGGAAAUGGUGUGCAUUCCUUGUAUCGUCAUUCCUGUCCUCCUUUGGGUCUACAAAAAAUUCCUGGAGCCAUAUGUAUAUCAUCUAAUCUCACCCUUUGUUAGUCGUCUAUGGCCUAAAAAAAGUCUGAAAGAAAGUCCUGCUGAGAAACUAAGCAAAGGAGACUAUAAGAUUGCAGACACAAAUGGAAUCUCUACACCAGAACCAACAGAAAGCUGCAACAAAAAGAUAGAUUAAAGCAAAUUGUCCAAAGGAUAUCUUUGCUUUAAAAUGGAACUGAUGAUAUGCAGCAACAACUCUGAUAUUGUCUUUCACACUUUUCUCUGAGACCAGAUGUGGGGUAGAUAUUUUAGAGAUCUCCCUAAUAUACAUAGUAUUUCUAUUUAAAUGUUUAAAUUAUAUUUAAUUACCUCAUUCCUGUUCUUUUUCCUUACUGAAAUAGUUUUCAUCUCUAUUAUUGCAAAUAACCUAAAGUUUCUACUUUAGGCUAACUUGUUUUAACAAUAUAAAUAAAUAGAAAUUCACUUUAAUAAUACUUUGCCUCUCAGUAUUUAUAAAUCCUCAAAUCACUUGCAUUCAUGUGAAUUUAACCACAACCCUAUCCUACUACUUAGGAUUCUUAUGAAACAUAGUUGAAAGUAAUUUCAGAUGAUAAAAGUUUUGAUUAUGAAACUGCAUCUGAGGUGUAUGCUAGUUUUUUCUGUGAAAUACAAUGAUGUGGAAAAAUUUGCUAUUGAAGAAUA
This is a messenger RNA of Antechinus flavipes (yellow-footed antechinus), 878 nucleotides long. It is a transcript of the gene C1H18orf32, whose product is annotated as chromosome 1 C18orf32 homolog. Gene Ontology annotation, biological process: positive regulation of canonical NF-kappaB signal transduction. The transcript is spliced from 3 exons. The record is from RefSeq and is a predicted model, not a curated record. NCBI's taxonomy places the organism in Eukaryota, Metazoa, Chordata, Mammalia, Dasyuromorphia, Dasyuridae. Bases 142 to 372 code for a protein of 76 amino acids.